AUGAUCGAAAGCAAUCUCACGCUACAAAAGCAGGUUGACUCUUCGGUCGUAGGUGGUGGUACGCGGAAGGAGAAGAAAGAGGCGAAAGCCAAGUUAAAGUUAAGGCUACCGCUAAAGCGUCUUCAGCACCCAGCCUGGCUCCUUUUCUUCUUGAAAAAGAAGCCAAGGAUGGUAUCAAGGAUGUUGCGAACGCGGUAGCGCUAAUGAUGAAAGCAGAAGAUAAAUUCAAGAAGGCCGAGAAAGAAUAUCGAGAUGCGUACUGGUACGCCACGCAGUCGCAGAAUGAGAUUGAGAAGCAGAAGAACGCCAAGAAGUCCUCGUGGACAACGCAGGGAGCAGCAGCACUCGCAAAGGCACAAGAAUUAUGGCUCAUAAAUGAUUGUAGAAUAGAUCUAGAUGUUAAGAAUUCAACAUCGAUCUUCGUCACAGAUGAGUGAGUGUGAGUACACUAAUUUCGUGUCUGUUUACUUCUUAGUUUCCAUUGAUUGAUUUCCAAAAGAAAGCACGAUCUACAUCUGCUUCGAAAAGGAUCUUCGCUAACAAAUGCGUACAAGAAGAAGCUGGGAUUAUGUCAAGAUGCGUACACGGCGAAACAACAGGCAGAGGUGGGUGCGCGCACUGUGGGUGUCCAAGUUGAAUAUGGAUGUUGUUUGUUCCACUUCCAUCGAUCUUUCAGACCAUCUAGGCUGGCCCUUUUGUUCCUUUAGCUUUAUAAAAGUGUAUAGUUUACAAGAGAGCCUAGAUGAUCUGGCUAGAUGGGAAUAACAACAUCCACGACGGAGAUGGAAACAAGACCGAGGAUCCUGCGGCAGGAGGAGGUGCAAAGCAAGGAUGCCAAGAUCCACCUGAACUGAGAAAGCCGACGAAAAAUGGAUCCGGCGGCAUCUUCCAGGAGAUCGCAAGCUUAGUAGGGCAGGGCAUAGUAGCCGUCCUUACCUGACAGCUCCGACCUUUUUCAACAUAAGGUAGAGGCUUAGGUCCAACGACGUUCAAAGCACUAAGAAAAUAACCGGCUACUUUUUUCUUUGUUGUUCAAUUUGAACUAGAAAGCGCUCAAUAUUACUUACUUAAUUAGAAAGUGUUCAAUUUUUACUUAGAUCCUACAAGAUUUCGCAGAUAUGACCACAAAUAUGCGCAUGUGUAUGCUUUUCCGUGUCUCUGCAACUUACAACUGGCCUCCCUCUACUGAGGAGGCAAGAAGCCUGUGGACAUAGGAGCAGCAUGCGGCUUGUCAUAUCAUCACUUCGCGCAGCAUCGGUUUUUCCUACUUCGUCUUUGUCUUCUACGUCGUCGAGAGAUCGUGAAUUAGCUCGUCAAGCUUCAAAAGAAGCAGGAGGUGGAAGAGAAAAAUAAAAGAGAAGAUGAGGAAAAAGGAAAAGAUAGAAAAUUGAUGUCGAUUGUAAAAAAGGUACGCCCUACAAUCAAUAAAAAGCAUUUUUGAAAUUUUGUUCAACGAAAAAAUGUUACAUCUGCAGAUUGAUUCUUGCAGGAGCAUCUUGGGAUCGAUUAGGAGAAUAAUCACUUCUCAAUGUCAGGAGCCCAUACUUGUUUGUAACGUGAGCCUCUCUCUCAUGAUCAUGCUACGAACAUGUUGAUGUUGAACUACAAGUUG
Messenger RNA from Amoebophrya sp. A25, 1612 nucleotides. The record is from the annotation of a GenBank genome assembly. NCBI's taxonomy places the organism in Eukaryota, Dinophyceae, Syndiniales, Amoebophryaceae.